Macrosiphum euphorbiae (potato aphid) is the source of this 12252-nucleotide messenger RNA. NCBI's taxonomy places the organism in Eukaryota, Metazoa, Arthropoda, Insecta, Hemiptera, Aphididae. The record is from the annotation of a GenBank genome assembly.
AUGACGCAGAGGGAAGAUGUACUUAAGUUUGAACAGGGGCGAAUUAAAGCCCUCCAAGAGGAGAGGCUACACAUACAAAAGAAGACUUUUACCAAAUGGAUGAACUCAUUUUUACAAAAAGUAAGAAUGGAGGUGGACGACUUGUUCGUCGACUUGGCGGACGGAAGAAAGCUUCUCAAACUAUUAGAAAUAAUUUCCGGCGAAAAACUGGGCAAACCAAAUAACGGGCGCAUGAGGGUGCACAAGGUGGAAAAUGUCAACAAAAGCUUAGCGUUUCUCCACACAAAGGUGAGAUUGGAAAGCAUCGGGGCCGAAGAUAUUGUUGAUGGAAAUCCUCGACUGAUUUUGGGUUUGAUAUGGACGAUUAUCUUAAGGUUUCAAAUUCAAGAAAUUGAAAUCGACGUGGACGAAGAAAAUGAAAGCAGUGAAAAAAAAUCGGCUAAAGACGCUUUGCUCUUGUGGUGUCAGCGUAAAACGAAUGGCUACAAAGGCGUCAACAUACAAGACUUUACAAGUUCUUGGAGAAAUGGCUUAGGAUUCAACGCAUUAAUCCACUCUCAUCGGCCAGAUCUACUAGACUUUCCGUCGCUCGAGAAGAAUACCAAUAUCGACAACCUGAACAUAGCUUUCGAUGUGGCCAAUAAUGAAUUGGGAAUUCCCAGGUUGCUCGACGCCGAAGACGUAGACAUAAACAGACCGGAUGAAAAGUCAGUAAUAACGUAUGUCGCUUCGUAUUACCAUACGUUCGCUAGGAUGAAAAAUGAAAUGAAGAGUGGACGAAGAAUAGCCAACAUUCUCGGUCAACUAAUGGAUAUAGAUAAGAAAAAAAUUAUCUAUGAACAACUGACUUCAGACUUGUUAGAAUGGAUACGGAUGAAAAUUAAAGAACUCGAAAAUCAUAAUUUCCCUAAUUCUUUAGAAGGCAUCCAGCGUGAACUAUUAGCAUUUAAAAAAUACCGGACUGUUGAAAAACCUCCCAAGUACAUAGAACGAAGUGAAAUUGAAGCUCUUUACUUCCAUAUAAAUACCCUACUCAAAUCGCUUAACCAAGGUGUGUUCAUACCCCAAGACGGACAAUUGAUACACGAUGUUGAACGUAACUGGGAAGCCUUAGACAGGGCCGAACAUAAACGUGAAGUUGCUCUACGAGAGGAACUAUUGAGACAAGAACGUUUGGAGCAACUCAAUUACAAAUUCGAAAAAAAGAGUGUCCUUCGAGACGGUUACCUAAAAGAAAUGAUCCAAGUACUGAACGAUCCUAGGUUUGGCAAUAGCUUAACUCAAGUCGAUGCAACGGUAAAAAAGCACGAGGCUAUUAGCGCUGACAUCAUGGCAAGAGAAGAACGGUUUCACGAUUUGAAUGCCAUGAGUGACGAGUUGAUUAAAGAAAAUUACCACGGAGCUCAGAGAGUGAAAAAUAGGGAAGAAGAAGUAUUACAGAGAUGGAAAGAUCUUUUAAAACUUUUAGAAAGUCGCAAAAUAAAUUUGAACAAUAUAAGUACCAUGUUUUCUAUGCUUAGAGAGAUAGAAACAGUUUUGUCAACCAUACAGGAAAUUGAAGUGACUUACAAAUCUGAAGAUGUCGGGCCUCAUCUGCUUGUUGUAGAAGACUUAUUGCAAAAACAAAACUUGACUGAAAUGCAAACUACAGCCAUUGGUGAAACCGUUCGAAGAUUAAAUAGACAAGGUCAACAAUAUGUACCCUCUAAACAUAAAGAUACCGCUUUAUUAAAAGAAAGUCUGAAUCAACUCAAUACUGCAUAUGACAGGUUGUCUGAACUAAGUAAAGAAAGAAGAGCUAGACUAGAAGAAGCAAGAAACUUCUAUCAGUUCAUUGAAGACCAUGAAGAUGAAGAAGCCUGGCUUGUCGAAAAGCAGCGAAUUUGUAGGGCUGACAUUUCCGCAAAAGAUUUGAGAGGCGUAUUAAGUUUACAACAAAAACAUAAGGUUUUACUUGAUGAGAUGAAAGUGCAUCGACAAAAAACUGAUCAAAUAUGCAAAUCAGGUCUGAGUAUAAAUGCCAGUGAACCUUCGGAAGUUCAAUCGAGGGUUGAUUCUUUACAAAGCAAUUGGAAUUCAUUAAAUAGCUUAUCACAAUUGAGAACUAAGCAAUUGCAAGAUGCAGCUGAAGCUUAUCAAUUUUAUGCUGAUGCAAAUGAAACAGAAUCUUGGUUACAUGAGCAUUUAACAGUACUAAGUACUUCUGACCACGGAGUCGAUGAACCAAGUGCACAAGCUCUGUUGGCUAGACACAAAAUACUUGAAGAAGAGUUAGAUGCAUAUCAAGGAGACAUACAGUCAUUGAAUACACAAGCUGACAAUUUGAUCAAAGCAGGAAUAUCAAAUAUUUUGUUGUCUAAUGAUACAAAUCAAAAGGUUCAAGCUGAACCAAUAGAAGAAUGGGUGUUUGAAACUAGGUUACUUCCUCAAGAAGUCUUAGAAGAAGAAAUAAUCGAACAUGUUGAACACCGAACUGUUGUAGAAGAACGACAAGUACCUCAAGUAAAAAGUCUGUACCCAUUUAAUGGACAAGGCAUGACAAUGACCAAAGGAGAGGUGAUGUUCUUACUAAAUAAAACAAACCCAGAUUGGUGGAGUGUAAGAAAACUAAACGGUCAAGAUGGUUUUGUACCAGCUAACUACGUUUGUGAGGUUGAGCCUAAAAUUAUGCAAGUAUCAGUUAGAAGGCCGCACGUAGUAAAAAGUACAAGAAAAGUCCCCAAAGUCAAAAUGGUCAAACAAAAGGUUCGAGUUAAGAAAACUAGAACUCCAGAAAAAGAUGAGCCAACAAAGAAAGACGAUACCAAUCUUAACAAUGAACGAAGUAUUGAAAAACGUAUAGCAAUCAUUAAUGAGACUUACACAAAGUCACAAGACUUAGCAAAAAAGCGCCAUGCCCUUUUAGAAGAUUCUAUUUGUCUUUAUGGAUUUUAUCGAGAAUGUGAUGAUUUUGAAAAAUGGAUUAAAGACAAAGAAAAAUUACUGAAGGCUGAAGAUAAAUUAGACACUGUUGAGUCUGCAAAAAGAAAAUAUGAGAAAUUCUUAACGGAUUUAUCUGCAAGUAACAAACGUGUUGAAGAUAUUGAUCGGGCGGUUAAAGAUUUUGCCAACCUUGGACACAGUCAGCUUGAUAUGAUUACCAACAGACAAAAUCAAAUACAUACAAUGUGGGAUCAUCUAAAUUGGCUGAAAGCACAAAAAGAAAAGAGUUUAGAAGGAGCUCUUAGUGUGGAACUAUUUGAAAAAACUUGUGGUGAAGCCAGGGAUUGGAUGACAGAAAAAAUGGAUAAACUUGAUGGCGCUGAAGUAGGGUUGGACUUAAAAACUAUACAAGCACUACAGAGGCGACAUUUAAAUUUAGAAAGAGAAUUAGCUCCAGUGGAAGAAAAAGUAAACAGGGUUAAUUUAUUGGCUAAUUCAGUGAAGGUUUCUUAUCCUAAUGAAAAAGAAAAUGUUAUUCAAAGACAAAAAGAGGUUCAAGCCUUGUGGCAAAAUGUAAAGAACAAAGCUUUGGACCGGAGAUCUCGUUUAGAAAGUGCUGUCGGGCAGCAAAUUUUCAUGAAUAGCUCGAAAAAUCUCUUAAAUUGGCUGUCUUCAGUAAAAGAAAUGGUGAACACUGAUAAUUCUGCUCGUGAUGUGGUAACAGCAGAAAAUCUACUUAAAAACCAUCAAGAACUGGGCGAUGAUAUUAGAGCUCAUGAAGAUGAAGUAAGAGAAGUUUCAGAACUGGGUAGACAGCUAUUAUCAUCUGGUAACUGUAGUAGUAACGAAGUCAAAGAACGCAACAAUAAAUUAACUACAGAAGUAAAUAAUGUUACCGAAGAAUGGGCUCAAAAAAAGGAAUGGAUAAAACAAUGUUUAGCCUUACAAAUAUUUAAUAAAGAAGCAGAUCAUAUUGAUGCAGCUACUUCUGGUAGCGAAAUGUUUUUAGAAUAUGCUGAUUUAGGAGGGUCUGUUGAUGAUGUUGAGGCGCUGUUAAAACGACAUGAAGAUUUUGAAAAUUCACUUUAUGCACAAGAUGAAAGAUUAAAAACUUUCUGUGAAAUGGCAAACAAACUGAUUUCAGCUAACCAUUAUGAUACUAACCAUGUUGAUAAACGUAAAGAAGCAGUUUUGCAUCGAAGGAAUUUGGUAAAAGACCAAGCAGCAGUGAGGAGAAAUGCUUUGAUAGCAAGCAGAAAUUAUCAAGCUUUCCGAGCAGAUGUGGAUGAUCUUAAAACGUGGCUAACAGAUAAGUUGAAAACAGCAAGUGACGAAUCAUAUCGGGAUCUUACAAAUAUUGAGAGAAAACUUCAAAAACAUGAAGCAUUUGAAUGUGAAUUACGUGCAAAUGAGGGUCAACUAAGGAAUAUCAAUAAGUGUGGUCAAGGUUUGAUAAACGAAGAAAAUUACCGAAAAGAUGAAGUAAAAACAAAGUUAUCCGAAUUAAAUAACGACUGGAAAAAAUUGGUCGAAGUUAGUGUGGAAAAGGGCAGAUGUUUAAGACAAGCCGCAGCCCAGCAUACUUAUAACAGAACAUUAGAUGAUGCAUAUUUUAAACAUGAAGAGCUAAAAAAGGACUUGCAAUCACAACAAGUGGGAACAGACUUACGACAUUGCAAACAACUUCUUAAAAAUCAUCAAGUUGUAGAAACUGAAAUCCAACAUUGGAAACAAAAAAUUGAUGAUUUAGUAUUUGCCGGUGAAGAAAUGGCUCAAGAAGGUCAUUUUGAUGCUGAAAAUAUAUUACAAUCUAGUAAAAAAUGCCAACAAAUGUUUAAUGGAUUGGAUAAACCGCUUAAGCUUAGAAAAGAAGCUUUGGAUGAAUCAUUACGUUUUCACAAAUUUGGUUUUGAGUUAGAGGCUGAACUUAGUUGGAUACGAGAACAUUUACCACUCGUCGAGUCUGGUGAGUUGGGUACUGAUCUUCACCAAGCGCAAACAUUGUACAAGAAACAUAAAAAACUAGAAGCAGAAAUACAAGGUCAUCAACCUAUGAUCAAUAAAACCCUCGAGUCAGGUCAAUCGUUAAUUCAUCAGAAACAUCCAGAAACUAAACAGGUUUCAUCAUUAUGUACUGGACUGAAAGAUGCAUGGCAAGAUCUAUUAGCCAAAGGCGACGAUAGAAGUCGCAAACUAGAAUUAAAUUUAAAAGCUCAACAAUUUUUCUUUGAAGCGAGUGAAAUUGAGAGUUGGCUACUAGAAAAAAAUAAUAUGUUAUCUUCUACAGACUGUGGUCGAGAUAGAGAUGCAGCAUCCAAACUUCUGACAAAACAUAAGGCUUUAGAACUAGAAAUUGACACAUAUGAGGGUAUUGUCAAAGAAAUGUGUCACACUGGAAAUAAUAUGAUGAACUUGAAACAUCCAGAUAUUAAAGCUAUAUCGUCUAAACAGCAAUAUAUUUGUGAACAAUUUAAACUAUUACAAAAAUUAGCAACUGCAAGGCAACAUAGAUUAGUUGAGAGCAUGUGCAGACAUGAAUAUUUAAUUGAGAAUUAUGAACUUGAACAAUGGAUUCGAGAUAAUAUGCAAGCUGCAUCAUCUGAAGACUAUGGCCAAGACUUUGAACAUCUUUUGGUAUUACAAAACAAAUUUGAUGAUCUCAAACACCGGGUGGAAACAGGAUCUAAAAGAUUUAAACAGUGUGAAGAUCUUGCUAAUAAAUUAGUAGCAAAUGAUUCAGAGUAUACAUCUGAAAUUGAGAAACGGCAAGAAGAGAUUAGUGAACUCUGGCAACAAUUAAUAGUUACAAUAGAAAAUCGAGAAAAACGCCUCAAAGCGGCUGGAGAGAUUCAUAGAUUUCAUAGAGAUGUAGCUGAUGCAUUAUCUCGGAUUAAUGAUAAAGACGCAACUAUUUCUGAUGAUUUAGGAAGAGAUUUAAACUCAGUAUUAACUUUAAUCAGAAAGCAUGAAGGAUUUGAAAAUGAUCUUGUUGCUUUAGAAGCACAACUUCAGAUUUUAGUGGAAGAUGCUGUUAAGUUACAAACACUCUACCCGGGGUCAAAUGCUUCUCAUAUUGCAAAGCAACAAGAAACCGUAGUUCGAAGUUGGACUUCACUUCAGGAUCGCUCUGCACACAGGCGAGAAGCUUUACAAGCUAGCUGUGAUUUGCAUAGAUUUUUAGCUCAAGUCAGAGAUCUAGUCAAUUGGUCUAGUAGUUUGAGGGCUACUAUGUUAACAGAAGAAAAAGUAAGAGAUGCGGCAAGUGCACAGCUUUUAAAAGGAGAACAUGAAGCUGUGAAAGCUGAAAUAGAAGCUAGAGAAGAAACUUUUCAAACUGUUGCUGAUCUUGGUGAAGCAUUAGUACAAGGAGGUCAUUUUGCAGCAAAUGAAAUUCAAGAAAAACUCAAUCAUUUAUUAGAAGAACGACAUCAAUUGCAUUCUUCUUGGCAUCAUAAAAAAGUUCAUCUUGAUCAACUUAUUGAUUUGCAAUUCUUCCUCCGUGAUGCUAAACAAAUAGAUACAAUUUGCAACACACAAGAAGUAGCAUUAGCAAGUUUAGAAUAUGGAAAUACUGUGGAUCAAGUAGCUUCGUUGGUAAAAAAACAUGAAGGUUUUGAAAAAUUAUUUGAAACCCAAGAGGAAAAAAUUUCCCUCCUACAAGAUCACUGUCAUAAAUUACUCAGUCAAAAUCAUUUUGAAAGUGAUUUGAUAUCUAAAAGACUGAAUGAGGUUUUAGCUAGGCGAGCGCAAAUUCGAAAACUAAGCAUUUUAAGGAAACAAAAGUUAGACGAUGCUUUAUUGCAUGCCCAAUUUCUACGUGAUGUUGGAGAAGCUGAAUCAUGGAUCAGUGAAAAACGUAAAAAGUUGGAUGUGGAAAUUAGCAAAGGUGAUGUUAACAACUUGGAAGACAAAAUCAAAAAAUUACAAAAACAUCAAGCGUUCCAAGCUGAACUUACUGCUAACCAAGGAAGAAUUAAUUCUAUAAAAAAUAAUGCUGAUAUGUUGGUUGAAAAGAAGCACAAAAACUCAAAGGACAUUCAAGAUUCUUUAGGAAAGCUUUUAGUUUUAUGGAGAAAUUUGUUACAAGAAACUAAUGAAAAGGGCAGAGGUUUAGAAGAAGCUCAAGAUAUUUUAGAAUUUAAUAACCAAGUUGAUAAGGUUGAAACGUGGAUUAGAGACAAAGAAAUGAUGGUCCAAGCUGGAGAAAUGGGUUUAGAUUACGAACAUUGUUUAGCAUUGCAAAGGAAACUCGAAGACAUUGAUAAUCGAGUUGAUGAAGGAAAAAUAGAAACAAUUAAUAAUUUAGCUGAUAAACUUAUUAGACAAGGGCGUAGUGAUACACAGUCAAUACAACAACGUCGUCAAAAUCUAAACAAUAAGUGGAAGGCACUUCAAGGAGCUUUAAGUGAAUACAGAGAACACCUAAAUGGAGCCCUAGAAAUACAUUCAUUCAAUCGGGAUGUUGAUGAUACUUUGCAGCGGGUUAGUGAAAAAGCACUUGCAAUGUCAAGCAACGAAACCGGCAAGAAUCUGGGUGGUGUUGAGCAAUUACAAAGAAAACAGGAUGCUCUAGAACGAGAUAUGACAGCCAUUGAAGGAAAAACAAAAGAACACGAAUCUGAAUGCAGGCGCCUCAUUCAAAAAUAUCCAGAUAUGACUUCUCCGAUCAAAGCUAAACUGUCUGAACUACAAGAUAACUGGAGAAACUUGCAUAUGUUGUCGAAAAAACGACGAGAAGCUUUAAGUGAUGCAUAUAUUAGAGAAAAGUUUUUAUCAGAGUUAAAAGAAGCUGAACUUUGGGUUGUUGAUUCAAUUAAGAAAAUUAAAGGACAUGAUAUGCCCACGAAUAUGGCAGAAGCAAAAGCUUUAUUAGAAUUAAACCAAGAAAGAAAAGCUGAAAUCAAUGGACGCCAAGAACACUUUAAGACAUUAAAAGAAUCUGGGUUGAAAAUAAAUCCAAUUCCUGAGAAAGAACUUGCUCAUCUCGAUGAACUACGCAGAACAUUGAGUGCAGCUUGGGAAGAAAGAAGAACUAUAUUAAGCCAAGCUCUAGAACUUCAAAUAUUCAAAAAUCAAGCAGAUCAAGUGGACAAUUGGUUAGCAUCAAAAGAAGCAUUUUUGAGUAAUGACGACCUAGGGGAAUCAUUGUCAAGUGUGGAAGAAUUAAUACGAAAACACGAAGCUUUUGAAAAAACAUUGACAGCACAACUAGUCAAAGUUGAAGAAUUAGAAAAGUAUGCUUUAGAUCUUGUCACAGGCCAACACUAUGACAGCAAUGGAAUACAAGGUCGAUUAGUCAGCAUAUGUAAUAGAAGAGAUAGACUUAAAGAAGCUACAGCUUCUCGCAAAAGACGUCUAAACGAUUCCAGGCUUUUACAACAGUUCUUAAGAAAUAUGUAUGAGGUGGAAGGAUGGAUAAUUCAAAAACAACAAGUAGCUGGAGAUGAAAGUUACAGAGAUCCUACUAACUUACAGCGAAAAAUGCAAAAACACGCUACUUUUGAUUCAGAAUUAAUUGCAAAUCGUACUCGUGUUAAUGCUAUUUGUACUGAAGGUGAAAACUUGAUCAGUAGUGGUCAUUUUGCGAGUAUGGAGAUUCGAGUAAGAUUAGAUGAACUUGAAACGAAAUGGAGACUAUUGCAAGAGAUGAGUUCUCUUAAAAAACAACGAUUACAAGAUGCUUAUCAAGCAUUAUUGUUUAACCGUACAUUAGAAGAACUCGAAGCUUGGACAGAAGAAGUAGAAAUGCAAUUGCAAUCUGAAGACCACGGAAAAGAUUUGCAGAGUGUUGUAAACCUGUUGAAAAGACAUUCGCUGUUAGAGAAUGAUGUUCAUAGUCAUGGUGAAGCUUGUCAAACUCUAAAAGAUACUGCUCUGACUUUUCAAAAUUCUGAUCAUUUUAUGAAGGAUGAGAUACAAGAAAAAUCUCAGGCAGUUCUUAAGAGAUAUAAUUCUCUUCAAGAGCCAAUGCAAAUACGAAGGGAUAAUCUAGAAGAUGCUCUAAUAAAUUAUAGGCUGUCACGAGAUAUCGAAGAAGAAGUGACUUGGAUUAAUGACAAGGAACUGCAAAUCAACUCUCAUGAUUUUGGCACAAGCCUACACUCAGUACAGGCAUUACAAAAUAAACAUCAGGCUUUAGAUGCUGAAUUAAUAUCUCAUGAACCAGUAGUCGCUGCUUUAGUUGACAGAGGUCAGCAAAUGGUUCGUAGUGGUCAUUUUGCAUCACAACAAAUUGAAAUAAAUUAUAGUGUCCUUCAAGAAAAGAUGUCCCGACUUAAAGAACAAUCCAAGAUCAGAAAACAAAAAUUAUUAGAUGCUUACGAAUCACAAAUGUUCUAUGCGGAAGCAAAUGAAGCUGAAGUUUGGUUAAAAGAAAAAUAUCCUUUAUUGGCAUCCAACGACUAUGGUAGAGAUGAAGACUCUGUACAAACUCUUAUGAAAAAACUUGAAGGAAUAGAGAGAGAACUGAACACAUUCCAACAUACUCUUGAAAGAUUAGCAAAAUUAAGUAUGAAUCUUGUAAAUCGAUCACAUUUUGAUUCUGAAAAUAUUUUACGAAAACAGACUGAUAUCGAAGAAGUUUACACAGAGCUCUGUACAUUAAAUAAAAGAAGAGCAACUAGAUUAGUAGAGAGUCGCAAAUUCUAUAAGUUUAUUCGAGAAGCGGAAGACGUUGCCGAAUGGAUAGGAGAUCAAACAACAGUUGCUGCCUCAGAAGAUUAUGGUCGAGAUGUAGAGCAUGUGGAACUUUUGAUCCAAGCAUUUGAUAGCUUCAUGAGCGGUUUAAAUGGUAGUGAAGGGCGUAUCUCAAGUUGCAUAACCAUUGGUCAUAAGUUACUUGAAGAAAAUAAUCCUGAACAAGAUCAGAUUAGAAUAAGAUUAGAAGACACUCAGCAACUGUGGGAUGAUUUAAAAGAGUUAGCAAAUGCUAGACAAGAGGCUCUGAUGGGUGCUAAACAAGUGCAUGUAUUUGACCGAACCGCCGAUGAAACCAUCAGCUGGAUUCAAGAAAAAGGUGGGUUGUUGGCUGCCGAAGAUUACGGCCAUGAUUUAGAUACAAUACAAACUCUAAUCCAAAAGCAUCAAGGUUUUGAAGCAGACCUCGCUGCAGUCAAAGAACAAGUGGAAUGCGUCGUACAAGAAGCCGGUCGGUUGUCAGCCAUGUUUCCGGAUGCCAAAGAUCACAUCGAAGUAAAGCAGGAAGAAGCAGUGGAUGCUUGGACCACGUUACUAGAAAACGCGAGUCAAAGAAAGAGCAAGCUGAACCAAGCAGAACACUUGCAGUCUUACUUCGAUCAGUAUAGACACUUGAUCGCGUGGAUAAACGAAACCAUUGCAAAAAUCACUUCGCCAAUGCUCAGCCAAGAGGUGAGCGGUGCGGAAAUGCUCAUACUGCGUCACCAAGAAUACAACGCCGAGAUCAACAGCCGAUCUGAAGUGUUGGGCGAGUUCUAUCAGACCGGUAGAAGUCUCAUUCAACAUGGUCAUUUUAUGUCAGACGAAAUCAACGAGAAGAUCCACAUUCUCGAACAAAGACAUUAUUUCAUGACUGACACUUGGGAAAAACGUAAAAUCUUGUACGAUCAAAAUUUGGAUACGCAGCUGUUUAAACGUGACGCUGACCUACUGGAGUCGUGGAUACAAACCCGAGAACCCGUGUUAAACGACGACAAACUGGGCGACUCCAUAUGGCAAGUCGAAGAACUCAUAAGGAAACACGAAGACUUCGAAAAGACAAUCGAGGCGCAGGAAGAGAAGUUCGAUACGCUGAAAAGGAUUACUCUGUUGGAAUUAGCGUUCAAGGAACAACUGGAGACCGAAGAACGGGCCCGCGUUGCGGAAAAAGAACGAAUGGAACGAGAGCGGCUGGAAGCGCGCAAACAACGCGAAGUGCAGCGCAUUACAGACGAGAGAAAGAAAGAAGGCGACCGGUGGAAGGUCAACAAUGCUGGCGAAACGAUGAACGGCGACGAUGACGAUUUCGACCCUAACAUGAGAAUGCAUGAUAAAAAUAUUACGCAUGAAAACGAUCUAGUAGCGCCGUUGAGAUCGCCAGAAGCAUUGAGAGUCAAAAAUGCUUCACCUAUAGACGAAGACUCGAAUACGCUCAUGGUUCCCGGCUCACCAGCGUUAAACAACAGUGGUAAUUUCUCUUCAAUAUUUGGAAAUCGUUUGAAAAAAGACGUAAAAAGGGCUGAAAGUAUGAAGGCAGAUGUGUACAAGAAACCCAAACGAACGCCCAGUUUUACCACUCGUAGGAGAACUCAGAGUUUCCGAAAACUUCAAAAAUUGGAAAACGUAGACCAACUGCCCCCGGUAGAAAUACAAGGGUUUUUGGACAGAAAGCACGAAUUGCAGAGCACCGGGAAAAAAGCGGCUGUCAGGUCGUGGAAAACUUUCUACACAGUGUUGUGUGGUCAGCUGUUAUGCUUCUUCAAGGAUCAGGAGGAUUUCGUGUCCAGUAAAGCGGCAACGUCACCAAUCAUUGUGUUCAAAGCGAAAUGCGAAAAGGCGUUCGACUACACGAAACGGAAGCACGUGUUCAGGCUAUGCUGCACGGACGGUUCAGAGUUCCUCUUCUUGGCCGACACGUCCAAGGAAAUGGAAGAGUGGGUCAACAAGAUCACGUUCCACGCUCAACUGCCUCCCAGCCUGCAGCUUCUGAGCUACGACGACAACCAAAAGGGUUCGCCGCGAUCGGACCUACAGACUCCGGUUCCGUCGACGGUCAUCAGUACGAGUUCGAGCGCGGCCUCGACGCCGGAAACCGAACGCAAGCCCCUCGCACCGCUGCCACCUGUGGUAAACGCCCGGAAAGACAGCCAACUCCGUCGACCUAUACCGGUGCGACCGCCUUCGGUGGACAACAUACCGUACCAUAACAAUCACUCGGCCGUCGACGCCACCGAUUUCAGUACCAAAGCAUCGCCGUCCGGAUAUCCCGCGCGCCCACAUUCCUAUUACGCGAACGGCAACAACGACUGGACUAAGGACUCAAUCAAUCCCAAGUCACCAAUCCACCCCAAGUCACCAGAAGUCGCCCCUCCACCCUUACCGACUACAGCGCCACCUAUCAAAUCGGCUAAUAGAGAAACGUGGACCUCGGACUAUAGACACAGUGCCGUGUACGCGAACAUCGACGCUCUCAAGCAGCCACCGCCGCCGGUGCCGAACAGAUCGGCCACGUUGCCGGUGACGACGAGCAGCAGCCAGCAGAGGGCCAGCGAGAGUUCCAGCGAGAGCGAACACCAGAUGCCGAUGGGCCGCAAAGACAAGCGGUCCAGCGUGCUUUCCAGCCUUUUCCGCAAGAAAAAGGCCACCAACCUGUAA